Messenger RNA from Myotis daubentonii (Daubenton's bat), 485 nucleotides. RefSeq names its product cancer/testis antigen 83 (gene CT83). NCBI's taxonomy places the organism in Eukaryota, Metazoa, Chordata, Mammalia, Chiroptera, Vespertilionidae. The record is from RefSeq and is a predicted model, not a curated record.
GUGUAGGAAGACCAGCACACUGGCCAGGGGCUUCUGGAGUUCCAGUGGCUAGUGGCCCCCGAGUGCCUGAGAAGAGAGAUAGAAGAGGACGAAGAGGAGCCAUGUGUAUCCUGUUGCUCCUAAUUGGCGGUAUUUUGUUCGCCUACAUGUUUCUUUUCUGGAAAGACCGGCUUCAGAGAAACCAUCAAAUGUCAUCAUCAGAUUCAACUGUUUUUGUACUAUUAAGAUCAUCCUCUUCUACUUGGUCAACUAAGCGCAAUACUGUUAACAGUCUUACAAUCAGCAAUCUCUCUCAGGAUAUAUUAAUUAAUUUUCCACAAUCAGUUGUCAUCCAGAAACUAAUCCUGGUAAAUCUCGGGAUGGCAGAAUAUAACCUGGUUGAAUUGGAACAUUUCCUAGUUACUGAGCAUAUAAAUGGUGCAUUCGUUGACACUAAUUCCACUGGCAUGUGUAUAGAAUGUAUUGACUAUGAAGUCAAUCAUUAA